AUGUCAACAUUUCAAUCACCAGCCGUCUCUUCAAUUUCUGCACUUCAUGCUUUUGAUUCUCGCACCUGUACUUGGCAAUCUUAUUGUGAUCGAAUAAGUUUUUACUUUCAAGCAAAUCGUAUUCAUACCAAUGAAGAUAAAAAAGCACUUUUUCUUUGGUCUGUUGGUGAUACAACAUAUAAUUUACUUGAAUCAUUGAUCUCACCACAAUCAUUAACUGGUGAUGAUAUCAAAUUCACCGAUUUAAUCAAGUUAUCAGAUGUUCAUUAUGAUGCAACGAAAAACAUUAUGACAUCAACAUAUGAUUUCUAUCCAUGUUAUCAAAAAUCAGGACAAACAUUUACUGAAUGGAAAGCUGAAUUAUGUGAAACACUACGCCAUUGUGGAUUUACUACAUCUGCUUUAAAAGAUAAACCACAUGACCAUGCACUUCGCGAUAUGUAUGUUAUUGGAAUCAGAGAAAAACUCGGUUCGAUUCGACCUCUGGUUGUAAUUAAAAGUCAAAAAAUUCGUCAAGCAUUACUUAAGGAACAAGAUCCUGAUUUAGAAACAACAGAAAAAAUUAUUCAAUUAGCUGAACUAUUAGAAGAAAAUGUUCGUCAUUUUGGUAAUUCAAUUAAUCCUGCUGAUUAUACGGUGGCAAAGCUUCACAACCAUCAACCAAAACGACAUAAACAACAACAAAGUAACUCAUUCGUAAAAAAUGAAUACAAACCAUGUGAAACAUGUGAUUCAACUAAACAUUUUCGAUCAAAAUGCAAAUAUCCUGAGUUUACUUGUAACUUUUGCAAAAAAACCGGUCAUCUAGAAAAAGUAUGUCGACAAAAGAAAAAUGAAAAAAAUUCUACAAAACAUAUUUCAACGAUUUAUCAAUUGGACUGUCCCAAUUACAUGAAACGACCAAUUAAACAUUCAUCUCCAUUUUCAUUAAAGGUCAAUAGUUAUGAUUUUACCUUUGAACUUGAUACCGGAACAUUUAAUACAAUUAUUAGUAUGGAGGAUUGGUACAAACUUGGAUCGCUGACUAUCUGUCUAUCUAAUUUGAAAUUAAAAUGUUACAGUGGUAAUGCUCUUAAAAUUAAAGGUGAAUGUAGUGUCAAAGUAUAA
Molecule: messenger RNA, 1107 nt
Organism: Rotaria sp. Silwood1
Lineage: Eukaryota; Metazoa; Rotifera; Eurotatoria; Philodinida; Philodinidae
Source: the annotation of a GenBank genome assembly